This is a messenger RNA of Anarrhichthys ocellatus (wolf-eel), 589 nucleotides long. RefSeq names its product pancreatic progenitor cell differentiation and proliferation factor b (gene ppdpfb). The transcript has 5 exons. The coding region runs from base 211 to 558 and encodes 115 amino acids. The record is from RefSeq and is a predicted model, not a curated record. Gene Ontology annotation, biological process: multicellular organism development; cell differentiation. NCBI's taxonomy places the organism in Eukaryota, Metazoa, Chordata, Actinopteri, Perciformes, Anarhichadidae.
UGCAGUCAACAAGAAGCCUCGCUGACAUCCUGUCGGAUCUUGGAGGUUACACUCACCGAACUCUUAUGUUCCAAUGGGUCCCGUCGCCUAGCGUUUACUGCCCCAGCCUCGCCAGACUGAGUUGAAUUGGGUGCUACGGAACAUCGAGCACUUUUGGGUCCCUAAAGAGGUUUCCAUCAAGCACAGCAUACAGCGACCAACUACAGUAGAAUGGCAUCCAUUCCAGCAGGCGGUUCUCUCGUGGCGACCACUGACUACUACCGAAGGCGCAUCGGUUCUACAUCCAGUAGCAGCUCGUGUGGCAGUUCAGAGUACAGUGGAGAGGUCAUCCCUCACCAUCCAGGACUCCCCAAGCAGGACUCAGGACAUUGGUGGUCCAGUUUCUUCUUUGGGAAGCAGCAGGGGAUGACCCCACUAACUGAGGAGGCACAGCAGAAGGCGGGGGUCCAAGUCCAAGGUGCAGUGACUAAUGGUCAGAUCACCUGCGUUGCCCGAGAGAUGGUGAUGCAACGCCAGGUGAGUGAGAGCAGCGACGCAGGGAGCCCCGCCUCCUCCUGAUCCUGAUCCUCACUCUGAUCCAUGUCGCUCC